Messenger RNA from Crotalus tigris (Tiger rattlesnake), 4225 nucleotides. RefSeq names its product ST6 N-acetylgalactosaminide alpha-2,6-sialyltransferase 5 (gene ST6GALNAC5). The transcript is spliced from 5 exons. Gene Ontology annotation, biological process: ganglioside biosynthetic process; oligosaccharide metabolic process. Gene Ontology annotation, molecular function: alpha-N-acetylgalactosaminide alpha-2,6-sialyltransferase activity. The record is from RefSeq and is a predicted model, not a curated record. The coding region runs from base 388 to 1449 and encodes 353 amino acids. NCBI's taxonomy places the organism in Eukaryota, Metazoa, Chordata, Lepidosauria, Squamata, Viperidae.
UUGAUAAAUGAGGGGUUUUUUUUUUCAGAUUGCUAGGUACGAUAGAAUAACCCAAACUGUUAAUUUCUACACACACUGAAAUUCAGUGGGAGAGAGCAUAGGAAAAGGCGUGGUUUAGGACCCAGAAAGCCUCGUCAGGCGGUACUUGUGCAGAUCACUGGGAGACUCUAAAAGGGUCCAGUUUUAAUUCUGCCUCUAAUCUCUGCAAGAGCCGCGCUUCUCUCGCCGGCUCAAGGUUGGGUUGAUCCUCACCGUGGCUCUGGAUUUUCGCUCGCUGUUCCCGCCAGAAACUAUGUCGCCGGUUCCUUUGCCAUGGAAGCCGUACGAGAAAAAGUGAUUUCCGAUGCUCGAGCCUGAGAUCGCGGCAUAAAGGACGGGGGUACAAAAAUGAAGACGUUGAUGCGCCAUGGGUUGGCUGUGUCUUUAGCGCUCACCACCAUGUGCACGAGCGUGCUGCUUAUGUACGGCAGCAUCGGGAGCGGAGGCGGCGGCGGCAGCAGCGCUGGCAAUGACGGUACCGGCGGCAGAAGGGCCUUGAAAGAGCAAGUCCAGCAGCAGCAGAAGCAGCAACAGGUGGCGGCGAUCACCCCCUUUCAGAAGCCGGAGAGCCAGCGGCGCUUGGGCACUGCCUCCCCGCCACCCUUUCCCGGCCUCGCCGACCGUCCUUUGGAAGGCUACAUCAGCGUCCUGGAUCACAAGCCUUUGAAAAUGCAUUGCACAAGCUGUGCUCUAGUCACAAGCUCUGGACACCUUUUGCGAAGCCAUCAAGGGAAGAAGAUCGAUCAGACAGAGUGUGUAAUACGAAUGAAUGAUGCACCUACUCGGGGAUUUGGAAAAGAUGUCGGAAACAAGACAACCUUGCGAGUUAUAGCUCAUUCCAGUAUCCAGAGAAUUUUGCGAAAUCGCAAUGAACUAUUAAAUAUGAGUCAUGGGACAGUAUUUAUCUUCUGGGGUCCAAGUACAUACAUGAGAAGAGAUGGAAAAGGAUUAAUUUAUAAUAAUCUACAACUGAUGAAUCAAAUACUACCUCAGUUAAAAGUGUAUAUGAUAUCUCGACAGAAAAUGCUUCAUUUUGAUGACCUCUUCAAACAGGAAACUGGGAAAGACAGGAAGAUAUCCAACACUUGGUUAAGCACUGGAUGGUUUACAAUGAGUAUUGCAUUAGAGCUGUGUGACAAAAUAGACGUCUAUGGAAUGGUGCCACCAGAUUUCUGCAGGGAUUCUAAUCAUCCUUCAGUACCUUAUCAUUAUUAUGAACCAAUGGGACCCGAUGAGUGUACAAUGUACAUUUCACAUGAACGGGGAAGGAAGGGAAGUCAUCAUCGCUUUAUCACAGAGAAACGAGUCUUUGAGAAUUGGGCCCGGACUUUCAAUAUUCACUUUUUUCAGCCAGACUGGAAACCAGAAGCACUUCCCGUCAAUCAUGCAAAGAUUAAACUAGUAUUCUGAGGAAUGAAUGCAUAAGGCUGCAAUCACAAUCACCGACUGUAUCAGGUUUCUGAGGAUUGAACGUCAUAUCGCGGCAAGGCAAGCUGAAAGAAGUAAGGUUAACAGGGUUUGUGGAUUUUAAAAAAAGAAACCCUGCUACAAUAUUCAGGAAGUGGUUAUGAAAGAAUACCAAAAAAAAAAAAGAUGCUUGGUAUUCAGUAUUUGAUUAAGCAAAUAUUUUCACUUCUAUCUAUUGCAUAUGUAUAUGUGAUUUGUUAAAAAAGAAAGAAGACAACACCUUUGAUAUUAAUGAGCAUAAUUUAGGAGAUGUGUGAUUCAUUAUGUUUUUAAGGCACAUUGCCAUUGGGUUUUCAUAGUGACAUUUAACAGUUAGUGGAAGUUUUUAAUGCAAUCCAGUAUUUUUCUAUUUCACAAUGAUACGGUUAUUUAUCUUUCAUAAUCGCUCAAAAACUGAGGAUUUAUAUUGCUGCUGGUUUAAUGCCCAGCUUCUUGUUUAUAUAUUUUCUCUUUGAACUAUAGGAGAAUUCUAUCUGGCAUGUAAUUAACAUUUGAUCUGGAAGUUCUGUGGUUUUUUUUUUAAAUGUUGUAUUCUUAGGCAGUGUUCCAGCAUCAAACCAUUUUGAGAGCAAGCACAUCUUGAUGGGGAGCUCCAGCUGAGAGUGGUGGUUACAGCUAUAAUAUGUGACAUUAGGUGUACAAUUAAGAGUUAGUUAUAAGGAGACUUUCCUUAGCUAUUUUUGGUCCUUUGGUAUUGCUAAAAAAUAACCUGGCAGCCCUAAUUUUAUUUGAUCCAAAAAUAUUUUCAGCAAAUCUAAAUCUCAGAAGCAUCUUAGAAUGGGGUCUCCCACACACCUUUUGAGCUACUUAAAUCCUUCAAAACUAUAUUAAGAAAUGUUUGGAUUAGAUGGAUGAGGAGUAUUUACAUAGAAAUCUAUUCAUUUCACUGGACUUUAUCUCCAAGUAGAUGUAAAUAGAGAGGUAGGAUUAAAUGCAAUUAUUUGAGGCUGACGUGGAAGGGGAGGAUUGGAUUGCAGUGGAACCAGCCAAGGCUGACUGAUGAAAAUGGCAAAACCCAGUCAUUUGUAUAUAUUGGUUUAGGGAUGUGGAGCGAGAGCAGGCCAAUUGGAAAGAAGGUUGUGACCAUACAUGAACAUCCUGUUAAGUUUUAUGGAGAAGGAAACAGACCUUCUGUUCUGAAGUGCAAUGAAUUACAUGGAUGUAAUGUUGGUCCUGACAUAAUGUUAAAAUAUGCUGGUUUCUUUAAGAUGCCUUGGCUCUAUACAGAUCUAGCAAAUGAUUUUGGAUAGGCCUAAAUAGUUCUGUAAAUGGAUCCUCACUCAUUUUGUUCCUUCAUUUGUUCCUACCUUGUGAAUAAAAAGCAUUUCAUUCAGUGUUAUUUGACCUUGCACAUGACAGAUCAUUGAAGUCAAGUAACUUCUUCAAGCUGUCAACAAUUAAUUGGCCACUUGCACACUUCCGUACACUAUUACUUCACAUAGUAAAAUUAUUCCAUGUUUUGAUAAGAGUUGUCAUCAAAAGCUGGAUUCAUUUUAAGGUGUUAUGCAUGAGGGGCAAAUAUACAGGAAGAGGGAUUUGGAGGGAUGUGAGUUUUAUCAGUUUGAGAAUUUAUAAAAAACUGUGUUGUUGUGCUUGUUUUCAAGCUAUAGAAAAAAGAAUAAAUUCCCAAGCGAAACAUUGAUUGAGUUGUGAGAGGAAAAACAACUCAGUCAUUUCCUUCUUUUUAUUAUGGUGGAAAUAUUUCUCACAAUUACAUCUGUUCUUUACUAUUGAAUAAAAUAUUAUGAAUUGAUAAGAAACUGCAUAAUUUUACUAACACCUCAUGUUUCUUUCCAAACACCAAUAGCUCAUCUCAAAGAAUAGGUAACCUCAGAUUGUCAUACAUUAAAGGGAAAAUAGGUUGUACAUUGAGUUUCUUGCACCAUUUAAUCUACACAUUUCAUGAAAUCUGAUGUAUAAAUAAUUAAAUUCAGACUGCAAUGAUUAUCCACAUUUCUUGAGCAUGUGUCCUUUAGGGCUUGAGCUACAGACGUUGGGAUUACCCUCAUUGGGAGAAUGUUCGCUAUUCGAUCAUUACAUACAAAGUAUUGUAUUGUUGAAAGUUAAAAAGGCCCGUCCUAUGACCUAUCUAGAAAAUAUGACUGUUACAUAGUCCCUGAUAAUUUCCAAUUGUUAUUCACUAUUCUAUUCCAUUUUUCAGCAAUAUUAAAAUAAUGGCUGUUAUCUGUGACUGCACCAGAAAGCUCCUCCUUGAAAAGUAAUAACCACACUGAGCCACAGAUUUGUCAAAAGUUGCAAAUGGGAGAAUAUCUCAUAUUCAGGUUUCAGAUCAAAAGGAUUGGAAGAAUUACACUCUUGAAAGAGAAAUUCUUGUAUGCAAUCCUGCUGCAAAAAUAGGGAGAUGAAUCACAGUUCUUCUAUUUAUUUGCAUCUCUUUGGAGUCUCUUUCAGUCCUAUAUGAUCCCUUUGUGAGUCAGGGCAUAUUUAUUUUUUGUAUAAGGCCCAGAUAAUAAUGUGGGAAUCCUGCGAUAAGGAUUUUCAGUACAGCUUGCUUUAUCAGGGAACAGGCUUAACACAAUUGAAAAAUGGCAUGUUAGGACAGCAUGUAUUGAUGGCUCGAAGGGAAAAAAGGCAACUUACAUUGAAAGCAGGAUUAUUAUGUUUUUUAUCCUUGCAAGAAAAAUUGAGAUUUGUAUUGGGAGGGUAGGAGGCACCAAUGGUGCUAAGCAUGCAUUCCUACAAUGCCAAUUUUUUUUAU